Mesorhabditis belari is the source of this 807-nucleotide messenger RNA. The record is from the annotation of a GenBank genome assembly. NCBI's taxonomy places the organism in Eukaryota, Metazoa, Nematoda, Chromadorea, Rhabditida, Rhabditidae.
AUGUUAACGCUUGGCCGGCUCGGUGCCGGACAUUUGCCAGUCUUUUUUGCGAUAAUCUUCACGAUAAAUUUGGGUUCCACUUAUGUUUUUGCGGUCUAUCACGGUGAUGUUGAUCCUGUGUUUCCCUACAUUUCAGCUGCCGGAAAUGAUCGACCCGAGAGUUGCUUCUUUAGUCUUCUCAUGAACAUUUCUGCGUCUCUCUCGAUUUUGAUUAUCUACUUGCGAUAUUCGCUUAUCAAAGAGCUCAUUCGAGGAUCCGAUAAGGUGAUUGAGCACGCCAAUAAAUGGUCUCUUCUCUUCGGGGUGGCUGGUGGGAUGGGAAUGAUGGUUGUUGCGAAUUUCCAAGAGUCUGCGGUCAUCAAAAUUCAUCUCGGCGCCGCUGUGACAUGCUUUGGAUCGGGUGGAGUCUAUAUGAUGAUACAAACAUUUAUCACAAUGCGAAUGCAUCCAUUGUACAACAAUCGUCGAAUUGGAUAUAUUCGAUUAGGAUUGGCUGCUUGGAGUGUCAUCACUUUCACAAUGGCUCUCACAUUUGGGACUUUGGCUGCUUCCGAGUUUCACAAAGUCUACCCCGAUCUCCCAACUCCAAGACCAUGGAAUCGAAAAGUUUGGAUGCCAGGCUACAAUUUGCAUAUCGUCUCAGCUGUUUCUGAAUGGUUAAUGGCUGUCGCUCAUGUCUCUUACAUUCUGUCGUUUUCGCGAGAAUUCGAAAAGAUUCGAGCCAACUUAAAGGUGGAAUCCCUUGUCGUCCAUCUCGACAAUUCUCCAUUAUGGCGCAGCACGGAAGAUCUUGAAAGAUACGGAUUU